GGAAACUGUUUUUGCAGAGUGGCCGCUAACUUGUAUCCUUCCGAAGCACCUACGAUAAGAUACUACUCGUCGCUGCGGCGCCCCACCACCUUUUUGAUAACGCAACGAAGAAUCAUCCAAUUCCACCCAUUUUUCCACCGAAACGAUGGCCGAUGAUUAUAAAUUGAAGAGGCAAGUUAUAUGGCCGUUGCCCUAUCAGUCCAUCAUAUAAUUGAAGCCGGAGAAAGGGUCAAAAUCGCCGAAAUCGCAAGGAACCAGGAGUUGAACUACCAACGCCUCCGAAACCGUGUCAUGGGAAAAGCCUCACGUUCAACCCGAAAACGCGUCGGUUUACGUCUCAAUGACGCGCGGUAUGAGGUCCUUUUUGAGUAUAUCGACUUCAUUGACGACUGCGGGCCGCCGCCGGAGCAUCUGUACAAAAAGGAGAGGUUUGAGCGGUGGUUUGUGGGGUACCAGAAGGAGUGUUUGGGCUACGGGCGCGAGUCGUGGCGGGAUGUGCCGCCUUUGUAUUAGACGUUGGCAUUUAUCAAGAUGGAAAACAAAAAAGGAACAAACAGUACAAAAUAGAAGCACCGAGAAUGAGAGGCUU
Molecule: messenger RNA, 589 nt
Organism: Aspergillus brunneoviolaceus CBS 621.78
Lineage: Eukaryota; Fungi; Ascomycota; Eurotiomycetes; Eurotiales; Aspergillaceae
Exons: 1
Coding region: 181-513 (110 amino acids)
Source: RefSeq, a predicted model, not a curated record